Messenger RNA from Cyprinus carpio (common carp), 2408 nucleotides. RefSeq names its product calsequestrin-1-like. The record is from RefSeq and is a predicted model, not a curated record. NCBI's taxonomy places the organism in Eukaryota, Metazoa, Chordata, Actinopteri, Cypriniformes, Cyprinidae. Gene Ontology annotation, molecular function: calcium ion binding. Gene Ontology annotation, cellular component: sarcoplasmic reticulum lumen. Gene Ontology annotation, biological process: regulation of skeletal muscle contraction by regulation of release of sequestered calcium ion.
AAUCCCACCCCCUAAAACGCUCUUGACCCUGUUACUCGUCUCUUUUACCCGUGUGUAGGGGUUUCAUACAGGGGGCCUCAGGACUUGGUCUUGUCUGUUCUGGGUGGCGGGGAUCACAGGUCCUUUCUAAUUUCAUUUUAUGACGUAAUUAGUCAAGUUGUUUUAAAUUCAUUGGAACUACAUAUUUCCCUUCUUAAUUAUUGAAUCAUGAAGUGGAACCUAGUGUUCCUUGGGCUCCUUCUGACCUUCGGGCAGCUGUCAUGGGGGCAGAAAGGUAUGGACUUCCCUGAGUACGAUGGAAAGGACCGCGUUCACGACCUAAAUGCAAAGAAUUACAAGUCUGUGAUGAAGAAAUAUGACGUGAUGGUGGUGUACUACCAUGAGCACGUAGGAUCCAGCAAAGUCGCCCAGAAACAGUUUCAGAUUGAGGAGCUGGCCCUUGAGCUUGCUGCACAAGUCCUGGAGGAUCUUGACGACGAGGACAUCGGAAUCGGCCUACUCGAUGAGAAGACAGACAAAGCUGUUGCCAAGAAAUUAGGUCUGGUUGAGGCUGACAGUAUCUACAUCUUCAUUGAGGACGAGGUCAUUGAGUACGAUGGAGAGCUUGCUGCGGACACACUGGUGGAGUUCCUCUAUGAUGUCAUUGAGGAUCCAGUUGAGAUCAUUGACAAUGCGCUAGAGUUGAAAGGUUUCCAUAAUAUUGAGGAGGAUAUCAAGCUGGUGGGCUUCUUCAAGAGUCAGAAAUCUGAGCACUACCAUGAAUAUGAAGACGCAGCAGAAGAGUUUCAUCCACACAUCAAGUUCUUUGCCACCUUUAGUCCAAAGGUUGCUAAGUCUCUAGACUUGAAGUUGAAUGAGGUGGACUUCUAUGAGCCCUUCAUGGAUGAACCCGUAGUCAUCCCUGGUAAACCCUACAGUGAGAAAGAACUUGUUGAAUUCAUUGAGGACAAUGACAGGCCAACACUGAGGAAAAUGCAGCCACACAACAUGUAUGAGAUCUGGGAGGAUGCUCUUGAUGGGGAGCAUAUAAUUGCUUUUGCUGAGGAGGGAGACCCAGAUGGCUUUGAAUUCCUUGAAAUCGUGAAGGAGGUGGCAAAGGAUAACACAGACAAUCCCAACCUGAGCAUCGUCUGGAUCGACCCCGAUGACUUCCCUCUGCUUGUCCCCUAUUGGGAGAAGACCUUCGACAUUGACCUGUCCUCACCUCAGAUUGGUGUAGUGGAGGUUGAUGAUGCUGAGAGUAUCUGGUUUGAUAUGGAUGAUGAUGAUGACAUGCCAACAGUUGAUGAGUUGGAGGAUUGGCUGGAGGAUGUGCUAGAGAACAAAAUCGAUCCUGAUGAGGAUGACGACGAUGAUGAUGAUGACGACGAUGAUGACGAUGAUGAUGACGACGAUGAUGAUGACGAUGAUGAUGAUGACGAUGAUGAUGACGACGACGAUGAUGAUGACGACGACGAUGAUGAUGACGACGACGACGAUGACGACGACGAUGAUGAUGAUGAUGAUGACGACGAUGAUGACGAUGAUGACGACGACGACGACGACGAUGACGACGACGACGACGACGAUGACGAUGACGAUGACGAUGACGACGACGAUGACGACGACGACGACGAUGAUUAAACUCUUAUCAUUUUAUAUGUAUUAUCUAAACUAAAAUCUGUUUAAUUGCAACUGUCUGAAUCAUCAACGUGAUAAAAUUCCUUCGUUAUUUUUUGUCGGAUAUCACGAGGUUAAAAAUGUCAUCAUUUAACUGUGACCUUUCACGCAUAUCAAGGAAUGCGCUCAUCAUUCUCUCUCCCAUUGACCCAAUGUUUUAUUCAAAGACCACGCUCUCUCUUAAACCUUCAGAUAUUCACUUCCAAAUGUUGCCUUCACUUCUAAAACCAAAAUCAUUAGCAAAAGAUGUAUUCCUUUCAGUUCGUUGCCAUCCAUUUCUUUCAUUCAUAAGGACAUAAUGUAAUUGGCAGUUAAAUAACCACUAAUACAUUUGGAUAAGGACCUGACUUUCAAGCAUAAAAAUGUAACCAAAAAUGUAAGAUAGUCAGAGGGAGCAGUAAGAUUAUUUUAAGUGUAUACCUCCAUCUGUUAAAUUUGUUGUUAUUGUCUCAAUGUUUAUUUGUAUUACAAUGUGGAUGGAUUGUUUGUCCCACUGUGAUAGGACCUAAAGGUGCUAAGCAGGCUUUUCCUCAAGGUCAUUUGUCAUACCUUCUUUCUUUGUUAAGACAGGAUGUGACCUUAUGUGACAUUAGACAGAGAAGGGAUUGUCCAGCCUUCCUUCUGUGUCUAAAAAGUGCAGUAAAUCACACAUUUUCUACUGAAAAAGAAACAUGAAUAUUUUAUUAUUUUUUAAUAAAGACAACUUGGUCUAACUCUUAAGUCUUAAAAUAAAAACAGAUUGGAAUAAA